Molecule: messenger RNA, 951 nt
Organism: Striga hermonthica
Lineage: Eukaryota; Viridiplantae; Streptophyta; Magnoliopsida; Lamiales; Orobanchaceae
Source: the annotation of a GenBank genome assembly
AUGGAAAACGCUUUUGGGCACGAGACGACGAAUAAAUUGAAACUGCAAAACCGCCCUUCCAGCGAGUGGGCCCCACAGAGACGUUGGGAUGCGAGCCGAUGUGGGCCACCGCACAGUCGGCAACCUCCCACGCCGCUGGGGCCCACCGCCAAUACUAGGGAAAAUUUCUUUGUCCAUUCACUCUUAUUUUGUCUGAGAAACCAUUUAGAAGAAGAAAUAAAUUUAUUGUUGCAUGGGAUGGACGCUCUAACUCAUGAACUACAACACAAUCACCAGGAAAUGGGUUCACAGACACUAGAAAGCAUGGUAGGGUGCGUGAAGGCGGCAGAGAAGAAGUGUCGACCGGCAGACAUGCAGGCCUUGAAAUGCCCGCGCUGCGACUCUACCAACACCAAGUUCUGCUACUACAACAACUACAGUCUCUCACAGCCACGCUACUUCUGCAAGUCGUGCCGCCGCUAUUGGACCAAGGGCGGAACCCUCCGCAACGUCCCUGUAGGUGGCGGCUGCCGCAAGAACACCAAGCGCUCAUCAUCAUCCUCAUCAUCAUCAUCAUUAUCCAAGAAAACCACACUGUUAGACCCGCACCCACUGCUGCCCAUGUCAUACGACCCCAAUGCCGACAUCAUCGCCCGCCUCCACAAACAGACCGUCCAUCAUAAUCCCAAUCCCAACCCCACCCGCCUCUCUAUAUGGGGGGAGCCCCAUCUCUUUCAACCAUUUGAUGGUGGGCUCCACAAUGUGUACUGUGGACCCCAAGAGAUGGAGAUGGGGUUUUCGUUAGACCAGUUUGGAGGAGGGCCGGUUAAGCCCGAUAACAACAGGGGAUUGUUGGGUUUCACAUGGCAGGGAGCCGGUGGGAAUGGAAUUGGAAAUGGACCCGAUCUUGAUCCGGGCCGUGCCUUUGGCUCGUCUCCUUGGCACGGCCUUCUCAACAGUCCUCUCAUGUGA